GAGGCUUGCGCUGGAGGAUCCCCGCUCCACCGACAGCCCCGAGAGCACCGCUUUUCAGCCGGCUUCGAGAGUGUCCGGUCGUCCCUCGGCCGUCUCCGUUCCUUGGGAGGAUUCGCCCGCGUCUUGGCAAGAAGGUGGCAUCGGAGGUUGGAGGGAGGGGAGCUUCGAGGCACCUUCUUCCUCUCAUCCCCCACCCCCACCCCACCCCACUCCGUUUGGCACACCAGCUCCAGCCACGAUCCCUUCUCCGGCGGACCUUGUGGUGGGGAGCGAUUGGGAGAGCCUUCUAGUCGUGGUGGAUCUGGCUCACUCUCCACGGAGAACAUGACCAAGGCAAGAAGAUUCUCCGGGAAAACCUUCUCUUGCGCGUCGCUCUCUCUGCUCUGCGUCGGGACGCUCGUUUGCCUGGCCGAUGCCAAAGGGACCUAUUACCGCCCCCCGGUGCCGAUAUCUUAUGGCAAGAGAUACAGCCUUUAUACCUCGGGAUCCAGUCCUCAGCUCACGCCGGGGAAGCCCAUGGGAAAGCACAAGAGCUAUUGUGCCUAUGUGGUCCAGAGGAAUGUAACAUGCACCCUACAGGAUGGAGCAGAGAGCUAUGUGAAAGCUGAGUAUCACAAGUGCAGCUGGGGACUCAAGUGUCCUGGGAAAGUCCUGUAUCGCACCUUCUUCAGACCCAGGUACAAGAUUGGCUACAAGACCGUGACAGAGAUAGCAUGGAGAUGCUGCCCAGGUCUCAUUGGAGAAGUGUGUCAUGAUAGUCCUACUGACCAGCCAGGGCUUCUGCCACAGCAUCCCAGCCCCAAAAUACUCCCUACACAGAAGAUGUUCCCAGGUCCUAGAGUUCCCCCUCAUCCCAAAAUCCAUGCAGAACCAUAUCCAGGACCAAAGAAGAACCACUAUGGUCGAAAAAUGCCUGGUUUGUUUGGAGAUAGACUGGACCGGCUAGAGGAAGAAGUCAGGCGUCUCUCACAAUCCUAUGACAGUCUACACACCAUGGUAAGCAGCCUAGGAGACCACUUGCGACUUGCCAUCCAGGAGGACACCAGUAAGAUGAUAGGAUCUUUGAUGAACAGCCCAAGUGUGCCUGAUUCAACAAUGGGAUUUGGAGUAAUUCCUGAUGGGAUUGUGGAUGCAGCAGACAAAGCUGACCUUUCCCCUUAUCCACCUGUGGGAGAGAUCUUAAGCAAAGUCACUGCGGUGAGUGAUACAUUGAAAAUCAAAACUGACCUACUAGAGGAGGUGCAUGGCAUGGUCUUGGACCACGAUGGGCAGAUUAAACACUUGCUGGAAUCAGCCCGACCUUCUCCCCUCACUUCCAUUGAUAUGCUAGAAGAAUAUGUGGACAGCAGGCUUAGCAACCUGCGGGUGGAGCUCCUGGAUGGUUUUGAAAAGAAACUGGUGAACAUCCAAAGCACAUGUGAUUUCCGGAUCAAGGAAGUGCAACAGCAGUGUGAGGAAGAGAAAGCUGCCAACCUCCGUCUUCAGCAGACCUUGGACGGCAAGGAACUGGAGAUAAAGAAGGAGAUCUCUCAGCUGGAAACACAGAUUCAAGGCCUGACAGUUGUGGAAAGUUGCUGUAGCAACUUGAACUACCUCACGAAACGAAUGGAUAUUUUAGAGAAGGGUCUUCACAGUAUUUCUGAAUCUCAGAAGAAUCUACACUCCAGAAUGGACAGUGAACUUUCCACUGUUGCCUUGGGAAGUGUCUUUGAAGGACGCUUUGAGGACCUUGAAGCCAGGCUGAAUAUCACAGAAAGAGAAACAGGAAGUUGUUGCUCCACAGUGGAGGACAACAUGAGAGGUCUUCUGGGAUCAGAACUGGAUGGCACAAGGACCUUGUUUGAUGAUAAAAUGAGAACCCUGGAGGAAAGAUUCAUGACCAUUGUAGGAGAUGUGAGUAAUGUUAGCUCUACGGUGGGAAUAGAUGGAGCUGUAAUGCCCUUCUUAGAGGGAGAGCUUGCUAACAUAAGGAAGGAAGCAGAUGAGAAAAUGGAAGUAAUACAGAGCCAGAUGGUCACCCUGGAAAAUACAUGCUUGCUGGGAUGUGCAUCCACUUCCAAAGAUGUUGAGAUAUUUCGUACAGAAAUUGAAGACUGCCAAAGCAAGAACCAAGAUUUACUACUGAGGAUGGACAGCAACUCUGACCUAUUGAAAAAACUCAACGCUACCAUCCUGGAGAUUCAGAGACGGAUCGAGGAAGAAGCAGCUGGGUCCUUGCAAGGGGAGAUCACACUGCUGAAGAUCAACCUGAAUACCGUGAGUAAAUCUCUAACUGGUCUAAAGGAUUCUGUUUCCCAGUAUUCUGACACAGUGCUGCAUGUCAACUCAUCUGUGGAUCAACGUGAACGCAAGAUAGAAGAUGAAGUCCAUUCCAUCCAAGAAAAAAUCAGUGACCAAGGCUCUCAGCUUCUGUUCAGUAACAAGCGUGUCCUAAACCUAAAAGGAGACCUUGAAAGGCUUAAGUCCAGAAUCACCAAUGACUUGAGCAACUGUAGGAAUGCAGCUCUCAGCCUGCAGAAAGAAGUGCUCCAGUUUGAUGGCCGUGUGGCCCAAGUGGAGGAUAUGUGUGGCAGACUGGGCACGAUGACGGGAACCCUGGAUCACAUCAGAAGUGAGAUGGAGAAUAAUGCAGGAAGUCUGUGGGGCUACAUGGACCACAUGAACGAAACGUUAGCGGCCCACUCUCAGGAAUUAACUGUGCUCAAGGAUAAUUUGCUGGAUUGCCAGGCAAAAGUCACAGAAUUAGCUGAAGACAUCAGCCUCUUAGAAAGCAAGCUUCAAGGCACUCAGCAUUAGCUAUAGGGAGCCCAAAGAACAACUAACUUAUACCAUGUGGACUCCAGUGUGACGGUGCCAGGAUUUUAUUUGUGUUUUGGAGGGGUGAGGGAAGGUUACUAAAUGUUAAAAGCUGCUAUAAUCCUUUCUUUUUCCUAUGAAUGACACUUUUCACUACAGCUUAAGCUGUACAUUUGCCAUUACUGUACUCUCUGUGGAUACUGAGCAGCUGUACUAAUGUAGCAAAGUGCCUUCCCAUAGAUGGGGCCAUGUUUGGAUUACAUUUCCAAUAUGUGGUUCAGUUCAGGAAGAAACUGGAGACAGAUGUGUCGGAUGGACUCUUUGCUUUGGGAAUAGUUUAAACCCUGCUAUUUAAGAGCUGGGAAAGGAGAAAAUCAACUCCUGACGAAUAUAUUAAUCCACAGGAAGUUAAGGUCUGGUUCAGGGACCAUUCAAAACAAGACCAUCCGCUACAAGGAAACGGAUUUCAGCUGAGACAUAUUUUUCCCUUCCACGUUGAAUAAAAUCUAGACUGGAAUUCUUCACAGCAAUAUUGACUGGGGCAAAGAUGUGGGACAUAUAGGCAGAAAUCAACAGGGAUUGUAUGAGUGCAUUCAGUAAUACCGCUCAGCGCACAAUCAGCUCUCCCAUGCCACUCCUGUCUUGGUUACAUAAUUCAUACCAAUUUCUCCUGUUGGUGUCCUCAAGCACUGUGUGCAGUCUGCUGUUUGCAUGGACAAAGGCAUGAUGGGGGAGUGCAGGAUCCAUCGACUUCGUAAACAGCUUCUUGCAACUCUGGGGAGCAGAGGCAGAGAGCACAUGCAGCUAUAAUAGUGCUAGCUGUAGUCACAUUGUGCUCUUACACAAGGGGUGGUAAGAAAGUAGGGGUAGGGAAAGUUUUAAAAAAUUGGAUUGUUCUUCCCAGAAUCCAUCAAACAAAAUCCUGUGUUGUCCGGGGGAUUCUGGAAGCUGUAGUUCAGAAAAACAACAUCCACAUUUGCUCCCUGACCAUGUAGGAAAAAGGAAGAAAGGAAACUUCCUGGUGUAAAAAAUAACUAUGGUUUGGUUUGGUUUGUUUAAUUCAGAGCAUAUUUGAAAAUGAAAUCUUUCUCAGGGGCACCUCUUGAGCAACCAGUUAUAGUCCUGUUUAUAUUGUACUUAUUUAUCUGGAAGAUAUAUACCCUACUUUUCAACAAAAUGGUUCUCAAGACAGCUUCCCAGUAGAAGCUUAUAAGAAUGCAACAUGCACAUCUAAACCCACAUAGGUUCUCUGGCCAAUGGAGCAUAACAUGCAUCCCUCCAGAUUUGCAGUAUGAGGGCAACUGGCAAGCAAAGCAGCAUGUUCUUUCAAGAGCCUAGGCAUUUUAAUCCAAAAAAACUUAACCUUUCCAAGUUGCCUCUCUUUUGGACAGGCGAAUGUGUCCUUGGCAUAAUAUUCUUGUUGUGAAGGUGCAGCCGCUCGUAAGCCCUUGGUCUCCAUGUCAACGGCUGGAACCUGAGUGAGUAGCAAAAAGGAAUGACUAGAAUGUCCAUUUUGUAUUUUGCUAAAAACAUACUAAACUCCCUCUUCCUGAAUCAAUAUACACACUAUAAUUAAGAUGCCUUUCAGCAUUCACACUUGUCACAAUUGUGUGAUGCAGCUAUCUGGCCUAGCCAGUGUAAACAAAGGGUUGAAAAUGCACAUAAAACCAUGUAAAAUUUUAAAAUCAAAAAAGGGGAAGGAA
Messenger RNA from Pogona vitticeps (central bearded dragon), 4499 nucleotides. It is a transcript of the gene EMILIN3, whose product is annotated as elastin microfibril interfacer 3. The record is from RefSeq and is a predicted model, not a curated record. Gene Ontology annotation, molecular function: protein binding. NCBI's taxonomy places the organism in Eukaryota, Metazoa, Chordata, Lepidosauria, Squamata, Agamidae. Gene Ontology annotation, cellular component: extracellular matrix.